Manihot esculenta (cassava) is the source of this 753-nucleotide messenger RNA. RefSeq lists its product as uncharacterized. The record is from RefSeq and is a predicted model, not a curated record. The coding region runs from base 1 to 753 and encodes 250 amino acids. The transcript is spliced from 2 exons. Lineage: Eukaryota; Viridiplantae; Streptophyta; Magnoliopsida; Malpighiales; Euphorbiaceae.
AUGGCAGAAGGUAAAAGGGUCUUGAUUCCUAACUCUGAUAAUCCUUCCUUGCAAAUUAGUCCCAUAAAACUUGAUGGAACCAAUUAUCUUGCUUGGUCAAGGUCUUGUUUGUUGUUUAUUAAGGCUAGAGGACUGCAGGGCUAUGUUAUUGGUAAUAAAAAGCAACCGGAUGAGAGUGAUCCAUAUUUUCCUCAAUGGGACUCGGAUAAUUGUCUUGUUAUGACAUGGUUACUUAACUCUAUGCAACCUCAUAUCUCUAAGUCCUAUUUGUUAAUUGAUACUGCUAUAAAAAUAUGGAAGGCUUUGUCCUUAACUUAUUCCAAGAUUGGGAAUGAUGCCCAAAUUUAUGAUAUUCGAAAUAAGAUCAUGGAACUUGAUUACUAUCAAGACUUCCAGGCAGACUGCACUGGAGAUGCAGUCAAAUUUUGGAGAAUGAUUGAAAAGAAGGGGGUCUAUGAUUUUCUUGCAGGGUUGAAUAAUGAAUAUGAUCCAAUUUGGAUCCAAGUGUUGGGAAGAAAUCCUUUUCCUUCUCUAGAAGAGACCCACACCCAUGUUCAACAAGAGGAAAGUCGUCGACAUGCUAUGCUCUAUACUGCACCAGUUGAAAAGACUGGGUUAACUACUAGUUUGAGCACACCACAACCUCCUACUUCUGAGAAAGAUCACCUAUACUGUGACUAUUGUGGGAAACCGAGGCAUACCAAAGAGACUUGUUGGAAGUUACUUGAUCGUCCCACUAGAGGUUGUGGAUGA